AAUGCCUUUGCCCUGUUUCUAAAGUCACAGCGGAAAUGGGAGAGCCCGCCCCUGCAGGAGGAACAUGUCUCUCAAUUCAAAUCGUUCUGCAAAGACCACAAAUUCGACGCAGAAAGGCACAUCGUUCCUCACGGCUCAUACCUUGUCAACCUUGCGCAAGCAGAUACCGCAAAAGCGAAACAGGCUUAUGAAUCAUUUCUAGAUGAUGUGAAACGCUGCGAGGCUCUGGGCAUCAAACUCUACAACUUUCACCCUGGUAAUACCGGCCCUUCACCAAGACCGGAAGCCAUAGCUCGUAUAGCAGGUCAGCUCAAUCGGGUCCAUCAGAACUCUUCUGGCGUUGUCACUUUGCUCGAGACCAUGGCUGGUGGGGGCAACGUUAUUGGCUCAACUUUUGAGGACUUGAGGGACAUCAUCGCCUUGAUAGAUGACAAAAGUCGUGUGGGUGUGUGCUUAGAUACAUGCCACAUAUUUGCUGCCGGCUACGAGGUUCGUGAUAAGACCGCCUUUGAAGGUACCAUGUCAUCAUUUGCCGAUAUUAUUGGCCUGAAGUAUCUACGUGCAGUGCAUCUGAAUGAUAGCAAGGCUCCAUUUGGUUCGCAUCGCGACCUGCAUGCUAAUAUUGGCACUGGUUUUCUUGGCUUGCGAAGCUUUCACUACAUUAUGAAUUCGCCGUUGUUCCAUAAUAUGCCGAUGGUGCUGGAAACGCCCAUUAGUGCAAAAGAUAGUUCUGGCAAGGAAAUCGAAGACAAGGGCAUUUGGGCACGAGAAAUCAAAACGUUAGAGAGCUUAAUAGAUAUGGACAUGGAUGGAAAUGAAUUCCGGGAUAUGGAAGAGCGGUUAUGGAAAUCAGGAUCGGACGAGAGAGCAAGAAUCCAAGCACAGGUGGACAAGAAGCUUGAGAAGGACAAGCUUAAAGCAGUGAAGAGUAGCAAGGCCGGCAAAUCGAAGCCAGUCGCACGACGAAAAACGGCCAAACAACAAGCCGAAAGCAGUGAUAGCGAGCUGAGCCCCAAUGACAGCUCCGAAAAUUAA
Xylona heveae TC161 is the source of this 1035-nucleotide messenger RNA. RefSeq names its product DNA-lyase. The annotation marks the transcript as partial. Gene Ontology annotation, molecular function: DNA binding; zinc ion binding; phosphoric diester hydrolase activity. Lineage: Eukaryota; Fungi; Ascomycota; Xylonomycetes; Xylonales; Xylonaceae. The transcript has 4 exons. Gene Ontology annotation, biological process: base-excision repair. Gene Ontology annotation, cellular component: mitochondrion; nucleus. The record is from RefSeq and is a predicted model, not a curated record.